UUUGAAAUGAAGGGCUGCAGAGAUGGCUCCGUGCUUGAGGCGCUUGUCUCGCAAAACUUAUGGACCCGGCUCUGAUUCGCGGGUACUCAUACAGCCAGAUACACAAGACCUGAAGAGGAGCCAUGUCAGAGGAAACAGUGGCCGAGUCGCAGCUCUCCCUGAGGACAGCAGCACUCCGAGUGUCUGGCCUUCCUCUCUCUUGGUGCCAUUCUCUCUCCCAGAUCAAAUUUUCUCCGGUAGCUAAAAAGUUGUUUGUGGUGACUGCAGUGAGUGCGGUGUCUGUAAUUUUUCUGGCCCAUCACUUUAAGAGAAGACGAGGAAAAAAGAAAGGGAAAGUCCUGCCGUGGGAGCCAGAGAACUUCCUCCUUGAACACCCGAAGAAGGCUGCGUCUGAGAAAGGCUCAAGUUGCUCGAGUAGCCGACAGAACUUGACGCUGUCUUUAAGCUCCACCAAAGACAAAGGCUCUCAGUGGUGUGCCUUCGCUAGCGGAGGGCUCUUCAGCAAGUGCUCCGGCUCUGCCCAGAGCCUGGCUUCGGUCCAGAGUGUCAAUUCCUGUCACAGCUGUGCUUGCGGCAACUCCAACUCCUGGGACAGGGCCGAUGACGAUGACGUGAAACUCGUGACUAUUCCUGUGACUACGCCUGAGAAUUUGUACCUGAUGGGGAUGGAACUGUUUGAAGAGGCCCUGCGUCGAUGGGAACAAGCCCUGAGCUUUCGGAAUCGACAGGCUGAAGAUGAGGCCUGCGGCACCAUUAAGCUGGGAGCAGGAGACGCCAUCGCUGAAGAAAGUGUGGAUGACAUCAUCAGCACCGAGUUCAUCCAUAAACUUGAAGCCCUGCUUCAGAGAGCUUACCGUCUCCAAGAGGAGUUCGAAGCCACCCUGGGGGGAUCUGAUCCCAGUUCCCUUGUUAAUGAUACGGAUAAAGAUACGGAUGUCACAGUGAGGGGGGCUGAGGAUGGCGGUGGCCUGCGCAACUCCUUGAGCAUCCAGUCAGUGGAGUCCUUUGCUUCGGCAGCGGAGCUUGCAGAACACAGAGAGGCCCAGCACAGCUACAGCCUCGAGUCUUUCUGUCGCUGCCCCUUCUAUGAAGAAGCCAUGCGUCUAGUUGAAGAAGGAAAAGUGUACUCCAGAGUACUGAGAACUGAAGUGCUGGAGUGCCUGGGAGACAGCGAUUUUCUUGCCAAACUUCAUUGUAUCCGACAAGCUUUUCAGGUGAUUCUGUCAGAAACUGCCAAUAGGACAUUCCUGGCUGAGAGUGGAAGGAAGAUUUUAUCAGCUUUAAUUGUGAAAGCUCGAAAGAAUCCAAAGAAGUUUGAAGAUGUCUUUGAUGAAAUGAUCUAUUUUUUAGAGCAGACUGAUCACUGGGCUCGCACUGAAAUGGAACUUGCUGCUAGAGGGGUGAUGAAUAUUAACUUUUAUGAUGUUGUUCUGGAUUUUGUAUUGAUGGACUCCUUUGAAGACUUGGAGAACCCACCCACAUCCAUACAGAAUGUAGUAAGCAAUCGCUGGCUGAACGCCUCCUUCAAAGAGACCGCCGUGGCUUCCAGUUGCUGGUCAGUGCUCAGACAGAAGAGGCAGCAGAUGGAGAUUGUGGAUGGGUUUUUUGCCCAUUUUUAUGCCAUCUGUGAGCACAUCAGCCCUGUCCUGGCCUGGGGCUUUCUGGGUCCGAGAAAUUCUCUCUACGACUUAUGUCGCUUCUUUAAGAAUCAAGUUCUUUUCUUUCUCAAAGACAUUUUUGAUUUUGAGAAAGUGCGUUACUCAAGCAUCGAGACGCUGGCUGAAGACCUCAAGCACCUGCUCAUCCGCCGCAUGGAACUGCUGACGGCCUAUGUCGGCGCAGACGCCCUGAGGCUCACAGGCUCGUGCACUAGUGGUCACGGGCCAGUGACGGCCGCUGGGCUCCUGGAAGCCAAAGUGCAAUAACGCCAUACGGUCAUACCGCUGACAGUGCUGUGAAGUAACCUGCAGUAAUUAUAGGCUUUAUGAGGUCACAGAAUCAGCAGAAAUGCUAGUGUGGACUCAGGGAGGGAAAGUCUCAAAGACUGACAGAGCUGCGCCUGUACAGUCUGCCCCUGAGCCCCGUGGAAUGUGUCCGCGCAGCCUCCUAAUCCUCUAAGUAGUCGUUGAAGUGUAGCGUGUCGUGUGUGCUGCAGAGCAGGUGCCUGAGUCAGAGCUGGUACUUGCACUUGGUUUCUUCCAGUUGCCUGCGAUACCCACAAUCGUCUAGAACAAGUCUUCAUGCUUUUGCACCUUGAAAAUACAUUAGCUGAGAACUGCGUGUGGCUCACAUGUGCAAAACAUACUGCUCCCCGUGCCAACCUAUUUAACUUUGCCUGAAAUGUCUUCCUAGCCGCAGUUAUGUUGCUGAGAUCCGACGGCAGUGGUGUUGACCACGAGCCCCCGGCUGCUGCUGCGCUGGUGUGUGGCUGGAUCCGAGGCGCUGCGGUCGCCCGGUGCUGCUGUGCGACACUGAAACGAGCGGACACUGAGAAUUUACCAGUCUGCAGCUUCAUGUUAGGUGAACGUGGCUUCCAGAAUAUGCUAUUGCUGUUCCUGUACUUACAGUAGACUGAAGUGCUUUCUUUUUACAGAUUAGAACAUUUUCUUGUAAAUAAAUAUUAAUUUAAAAGGUAUCACGUAUUUACUAAGAAAGACGAUUAAUUUUUUACUUUUUUUAGUGUAAUUUUGAGACUGGCUCCCAACAUCUAAAGGUAUUACUUGACAGUAAAGUAACUUUUAUUUUCUACUUCCACAAAGUGGGCUUUUAGUUCUUCCCACAAAGAACUCAGGAUAUUAGAAAUUUGUUAUCUUAUGCCCAUGUUUUUAAAAUACCCCUACUUAGAGCAGGGCAUAGUGGCACAUGCCUUUAACCCAAGCAUUUGUGUGGUUGAGGUAGGAGGAUCACCGUGAGUUCGAGGUCACCUGAGAUUAC
Jaculus jaculus (lesser Egyptian jerboa) is the source of this 2934-nucleotide messenger RNA. RefSeq names its product mitoguardin 1 (gene Miga1). Lineage: Eukaryota; Metazoa; Chordata; Mammalia; Rodentia; Dipodidae. The coding region runs from base 123 to 1925 and encodes 600 amino acids. The transcript is spliced from 16 exons. Gene Ontology annotation, biological process: mitochondrial fusion. The record is from RefSeq and is a predicted model, not a curated record.